This is a messenger RNA of Zingiber officinale, 880 nucleotides long. Its product is annotated as HMG1/2-like protein. NCBI's taxonomy places the organism in Eukaryota, Viridiplantae, Streptophyta, Magnoliopsida, Zingiberales, Zingiberaceae. The transcript is spliced from 8 exons. Bases 197 to 676 code for a protein of 159 amino acids. The record is from RefSeq and is a predicted model, not a curated record.
CCACCCGCUCCCGAAUCCCUUCGCUUCGACCUCGUCUCCGCGGCUCCAUCGCGGGCCGUCGGAUUUCGAGUCUUCUACUCUUCACCACGCACCCACUCGUCGCUCGCCUUCUUAUCUCCUUCUUCCUCUCCACCCUCCUCACACAGCGCCCCCAUCCAUCGACGCCGUCUCGAAACUCCAAUCGCAAGGUCUCGCCAUGACAAGGGGAAAGUCGAAGGCAGACGCCCCCAAGAAGGCCGAAACCAAGCUUGCGGUAAAGAAGGGAUCGGAACGGGUAGCUAAGAAGCCUAGAAAGUCGAAGGCCGACAAGGAUCCCAACAAGCCUAAGAGGCCUCCCAGUGCCUUUUUCGUGUUCAUGGAAGAAUUCAGGAAGACGUACAAGGAAAAACACCCUAAUAACAAGUCGGUCGCAGUAGUUGGCAAGGCAGGAGGAGACAAGUGGAAAUCAUUGUCGGAGGAUGAGAAGGCUCCCUACGUCGCUAAGGCGGCCAAACUGAAAUCAGAUUACACAAAGACAAUGGCAGCCUACAAUAAGGGUCAAUCUGGUGGAGGAAGUCGUCCCGCCGCUGCCUCUGCUGCUGCUGCAGAUGAAGACGAAGAAUCCGACAAGUCCAAAUCUGAGGUGAACGAUGAUGAAGAUGAUGAAGAGGAUGAGGAUGAAGAGGACGACGACUGAGGAAAUUGGAAGCAAAAGCGCGACGUACGCCGUGUUUCUCUCUUCAUUUUUCUUCUUUGUUAUUGUUAGUAUUUGAAGUUGGAAUAUUCCUAUAACCUAUCAUCAUCUCCUGUAAUGGUAAAAGAAGCCAUGCCUUGGCAGUUCGCCGCUCAGAUUGUGUAUUUAUUUUCGCUCAAAUUAGUCUAAUUUAGUUCCCCACUUAAA